Messenger RNA from Phytophthora nicotianae INRA-310, 495 nucleotides. RefSeq lists its product as hypothetical. Bases 1 to 495 code for a protein of 164 amino acids. Gene Ontology annotation, molecular function: vitamin-K-epoxide reductase (warfarin-sensitive) activity. Gene Ontology annotation, biological process: peptidyl-glutamic acid carboxylation; vitamin K metabolic process. NCBI's taxonomy places the organism in Eukaryota, Oomycota, Peronosporomycetes, Peronosporales, Peronosporaceae. The record is from RefSeq and is a predicted model, not a curated record. The transcript is spliced from 3 exons.
AUGGCACAUCAUGGGACUCGAUUGAGUAUGCUGGGGGUGCUGGGCCUGGCGUUAUCGGUCUAUGCGAUUCACGUAAAGAAGCAAAAGAUGGAGCUAAAGGACGAAUACUCGGCGCUUUGCGACUCGGAGGCUUACUCCUGCUCGCAGGUGUUGACGAGUGAAUACAGUAGUUUGCUGUCUCAUUUAGGGCUCGUGGAGAAACACUCGACGUUGGACGUGUCAAAUGCGCACUUGGGGGUGCUAGCGUACUCGCUGUUCGCAUUGUACUCGGUGAUACGGAAGGUGCCUUACCAUGCACAGUUUUACGCUGCUGUGUCUUUCUUUAUGGCGGUGGUGAUCGUCUACUUGGCGUACAUUUUAGCGUUCGUUCUGCGGGACUUUUGCAUGGUGUGCGUAGCGACAUACAUCAUCACGGCUGCGCUGGUGUGGACCUCGCUGGCUAUGCUUCGUGCAGAGCGUAGUGUACUACGAUCAAAGAGUACAAAGGUAGAGUAA